AUGUCCGAUGGUCGCGGUGCUCCCUCCCGUCCCCCUUGCCUGAAGGUAGCAGAGAGGAUAUCAACCGACAACGACGUGAUGUGCCAUAUCGACGCCAUGCUCAUCAAGGUCCUCGACCUCGAGCACCACCCUGAGCGCGCCGAGUCCGACGCCGUGCUCAUGUCCUGCCGGGUGGAGUCGACGGACGUGGAGAUGGCGAAGGAGCGCCUCACGUACCUCCUCGCUGGGCGCGAGCCGCCUCCUCUGCCCGCCAAGGUCCCCAAGCUCUUCCAGAUCGGUCAAGUCACAUUACUUCCCAACGAGUCCGUUCCGGACACUCUGAACGUCACUGCAGAGCGGACGAAGGAGAUAUUGCAAGGAUCAGGCCUCUUUCAGCCCGGAAGUGGCCAUAUUCUCGUGCGCGGAAUGUGGGUCUCGGAGAAAAUCGACUGGGCGACAUGCUACUUCGCCCGGUGUAUCACGCCGGAGAUGAUAAAAGAUGUGUCGAGUUGGAGGAAGAAGGGGAAGGAGGGAGAGCCACCCAGCAAUGAACCUCAUACGCUCGCCGACCUGAUCAGACGCUUCGACCUCGGGGCGUUGUACGACCCCGAGAUGAACAAGAAGCUCACUAUAGUGAGUCUUCAGCACAACCUCAUCUAA
Molecule: messenger RNA, 639 nt
Organism: Trametes versicolor FP-101664 SS1
Lineage: Eukaryota; Fungi; Basidiomycota; Agaricomycetes; Polyporales; Polyporaceae
Exons: 2
Coding region: 1-639 (212 amino acids)
Source: RefSeq, a predicted model, not a curated record